AACAAAAGAGGUUUUUUCGCGUUCAAGAGACUCAGAGGAGUGGAGAUUGUUCUUCGGGAGCUAAGCUUUCACAAUUCUUGAAGAAAUACGCGAUAAGAUUAAUUAUUCAGGUGUUAGAGAUCCAGCAAAACAAGAGCUUAAUUUCUUGAGUAAGAGGUGUUUGGAAGGAGAAUCUGGAAUGAAGAAGUACGGUCUGCAGCUUAGGGUUCCACCAUCCCAACAGAAAAAGCAAGCAUCAAAACCUCCCUUACAUCCUCUUAUAUUUUCGGACGACAUUGAUGAAGACAUCGGUGGAGACAUUGCUCGCCAAGCUGUCAAUAAGAAGGUUCUCAGAGAUGUUGAAGAGCAACACAAAAAAGCCUUGGAAGAGGAUCCAUCGGUUUUUGACUAUGAUGGGGUCUAUGAAGAAAUGAAAGAGAGAACAGCACGCCCUAUCAUACAGGAUCGUCAAGAGAAACAGUCAAAAUACAUCCACACUUUACUGGCGAAGGCUAAAGAAAGAGAACGAGAGCAUGACGUAGCAUAUGAGAGGAAACUUGCUAAAGAGAGAAGCAAAGAUGACCAUCUCUUUGGAGACAAAGAAAAGUUCGUCACAGGUGCGUACAAGAGAAAACUUGCAGAGCAGGAAAAAUGGUUGGAAGAAGAACGAAUACGCCAGCUUCGCGAGGAAAAAGAUGAUGUUACCAAGAAAAGUGACAUUAGUGAUUUCUACUUCAACCUUGGGAAAAAUGUCGCUUUUGGUGCUGGAGGGGUUGAAUCUAGUGUGGCAGCUAAAAAGGAAGUGAAUGUUAUUGCCGAUACCUCUGAAAGAGAUGUUAGUCCCGUGAUGGAACCACCUUCAAGCUCUAGACGGGAGAAAAAUGGUGAUCAAGCUGGCUUUUCUGCUCCUUCUGAGACAAAUGUUGACACUUCAGACGGGAAAUUUGUAACCACUGACAGCCUUCAAGUAAGCAAUGCAGUGCCUAAACCAGUUGCCGAUCAAUCAGACCAGGAUCUUCAUAAAAAACCUGAAGCCGCAUUAUCUGCAGCGAAAGAACGUUUUAUGGCGCGCAAAAGAGCAAAACAACAAUAGAGUUUGGUUGAUGAAGCAGAUGAGUACCUCAAGUUGGUCGAUUAGGUCAGCUGUACAACAGGACAAUAUUUUUUCAACAGGUUAGAGGAGCCGGUCAUAUAUGAGUAACUUCAGUAUCAAAGGAGAGAAACAUUUCAGAGAUCAGAUUGGUUGUUAUGGGUGAGCAACUUUGUUUGGUUACCUUUUACAGAAUACAAUUUGUUAUAGAAAAGAACAUGUUAAGUGGCGAAAUGAGUGAGAUGCAACUUUGCCGUGUUUUAAGUAUAGAAAAGCAUGGCAAGUGGUUUUUAGUGUUGUUAACUAUAAGCUGUAUGGUGUUGCUUUUAUCUCAUUCAUGAAGAGAUGACUCGAUCUUUGCUUAAGGAGGAAAAGUCGAAGCUCAUUCCUAUA
Messenger RNA from Papaver somniferum (opium poppy), 1462 nucleotides. Its product is annotated as nuclear speckle splicing regulatory protein 1-like. The coding region runs from base 179 to 1072 and encodes 297 amino acids. Gene Ontology annotation, biological process: regulation of alternative mRNA splicing, via spliceosome. The transcript is spliced from 6 exons. Lineage: Eukaryota; Viridiplantae; Streptophyta; Magnoliopsida; Ranunculales; Papaveraceae. The record is from RefSeq and is a predicted model, not a curated record.